This is a messenger RNA of Nezara viridula (southern green stink bug), 906 nucleotides long. NCBI's taxonomy places the organism in Eukaryota, Metazoa, Arthropoda, Insecta, Hemiptera, Pentatomidae. The record is from the annotation of a GenBank genome assembly.
AUGCCAGACCAAAUAAUACCAAAGAAGAUGCUGUAUGAGAAGCCGGAUGAAAAAAUAAGUAGAGGGCGCCCUCUGAUCAGAUGGCUGGAGGAUGUUGAGGACGAUCUGAGGCGGCUAGGCUUUCGAAGAUGGAAAGACCGUGGAGAUUGGUUGGCUGUAGUAGAGGAGCGGGAAGGCUUGCAGAACCAUGCGGGAGAAGACGACUUCAUAAGAGACCUGGAAGGGAAAAGCAAUAAUAGGACUGGAGGGACAUUUAAUUUGGCGAGGGCCCGGAGGGGGAGGGGCGGGAAUUGGGCCGGCCAGUGGAGGAUCCGCAAUUAUACUCCCGCCUGGAUUCCGAGCCGCGCUAAUAUCUGCCGCCGCUCCUGGAUUCCUCCUCCUAUUGCACUUCAUAUUGCACCGCUCCAGUCGGACUCAUUCCAGAGUUCCUCCUCCAUCCUCUCUCCAUUGGAAGCAGGAUCCCAGUACGAGGGGACAAUGAGUAACAAGAGACCCGUCCCUAGAGAUUUACACUUCAGUCUGACUGAUUCAAACAGUUUAUUUUGCCAUCUGAUGAAUUGGAAUUCCACCAAGGAAGGAAUUGAAAUUAAAAGAAGUCCAUUUAAAUUUCGCCUUCGGCAAGAGAUGGGAGGAAUUCCAGCAAUAACGAGAGGAAUUCGAGGGAGUUUGGGAGGAUGGGAGGAGCGGGGAGGGAGGGAUAGAGAGAGAGGGGUAGAGUCUUGAAUCGGGAUCAGGGAGAUUUAUGUGGAGCGUCCUGGGACAGCACUCACUCGAUUGCUCUGUACUCGCCCGUCUACUAAUUGUGUCUUUAAUCUCAGUCGGAGGAUAAUAUCCCGUACUCGGAGGGACAAUGGGAAAAGGUACACAAAGGGCUGCUUAGAACGCAUUUUAUUUCAGGGCAGAUCC